This is a messenger RNA of Bursaphelenchus xylophilus (pine wood nematode), 1125 nucleotides long. NCBI's taxonomy places the organism in Eukaryota, Metazoa, Nematoda, Chromadorea, Rhabditida, Aphelenchoididae. The record is from the annotation of a GenBank genome assembly.
AUGCAAAAUGGUACUUUUAUUGCCACUGGAUCAGGUCCCCCCACUGUAAUAGUCAUAAGUAAGCGUAAUUUAUACUGAAAAAUUUUAGAGGUAAAGUAGAUGGUACCUGACUGAAAAUAAGAAACUUCUGAAUGACUUUGGUCAAAAAAGAACCCCAUAGAGCCCUCACUAAAGUCGCGACUCUCACGUUUACAUUCCACAACAGACUCUAGCAAGACAACAAAGAAGCCGCCCACUGUAUAUAACAUUUCAUUGUGUCAUUCCGUACUUACAAGCUAUCUUCCGUUAGCGACUUUCGUGAAUGGCUUAAAAUUCUAUUAUUCAACCCAUUUUCAGCUCCUCCAAAAAUGGUGAUUGAUUUUACAUCGCCGACGUCGUUACGACAAUUCAAACUCGAAAUCGACGGCCGAAUUCUAUAUGUAAAUGCGCACUAUCUGGCAGAGAUAUCGCCCUAUUUUCAAGCACUAUGCUUUGCCAACUUCCGAGAACACGAGGACAACAAAGUGGAACUAAAAGGAGUCGAAUACGAAGACAUGCUAGAAGUCCUACGGUGUGUGUGCCCUGAUGAGAACUUUGAGUUCGAUCAGAGGAUCAGCGGUAAGUGCUUUCGUCAUUAUUGAACUUCAACUUUUAGCUCAAAACCUGCCUGCACUAAUAUACUUGUCAAGUCGACUAUUACUUCAAAAUCUUCGCCGAGAGCUCGAAUCGAUAUUACAAUCGAAUCCACAACCUCUCCUAGACGACCCUGAGGUCUCAACAGAGAAUUUGGUGAUCAUUUUGGGUGAGGCUAUGACCGCAGAGUUCUCGGAGACUGCGAUUUGUCAGAUGUGUCGACGUUUGGGCAAGAGGAAUAAAGAAGAGGCAUUCAAGCAGGUCGAGAAGCUCUUUCCUGCUGAAUUUGCCGCCAAAUUGACGGAAAAACUACAAAGUUAUGUAAGUCCCUGCUUUAUCGACCAUUUUCUGUAAAAAAAAUCCAUCUUUCGUACUAAAAUGAUGUUGCUCUUGAUGGUGAUGUAAAAAUUUAUGUAAAUCUUCUGUUUUCAGUACUAUCAACAGCCUCUAGUGUGUCUAAAAGGGACUCCACAUAACUGGAACGACGGUGUGUACAUGCGACUCUUCUUUUGA